Messenger RNA from Amoebophrya sp. A120, 174 nucleotides. NCBI's taxonomy places the organism in Eukaryota, Dinophyceae, Syndiniales, Amoebophryaceae. The record is from the annotation of a GenBank genome assembly.
AUGCCACUAGGAUCGAAAUCGAGACUCCAAGUUACUAGAAGGACUGGCAAAAGCCGUAUAGUAAAUCACCUAUUAGCUGUGGGUUGCUGUGCUGGUCGAAAUGAAAUACGAGGUUCUCUUCACACCAAGAUCAAGAGCGUCUCCGAGAGAACACAUGUUUCUUUGAUGGGGUAA